AUGAACGUUGACACACUCCACACAUCAACUACGACAACUGACAUUGACGCUAACGCUCUUGUCGUUUCCAUUCAACAACAACUCAUGCUAAGCGAUGCCAUCCUCUCUAGUUCUUCAACCACACCAAUGAACUCUCCUCUCUCUUCUUCAUCAAGAGAACCUCACUUUACAACAAGCCCACAAAACAGCCAAGUUUUUACAAAUGAGGUUCCUUCUCUCUUGUUGACAUCAACGAGUGACAGCUCUGAAAGAUCCUCGAAAAGUACCAUAUUCCCUGCGAAUCUUGAUGAAGAGAAAGAAUCAUCAAAAGAAAACAACAACCUCUCAACAACCACCAAUUUCUCUUCCUUUACUUUCAAUCCUUCGAAAGAAGAAGAAUCAUCCAUCCGUUCUUCCUUCUUCAAGUCAUUAUCCUCACACUCCGAACAAGAUCCUUCAUUCCAUCGACAUUCCUCUUCACCAUCUUGUCCAUUGAACCACUCACAUACAACAACCCUUGUGGAUGAGAAGAUCAUCAAUAUGGGACUCAUGAUGAGCAGUUAUUAUUACAAUCACAUCAACAUUCAGAUGGAAGAAUCAACAACAACAAAUAACGACCAUGCUGUCAAUGAUUUAGUUCAGCCUCUUCCAUCACCACCACUUGUGACCACUUGUGUGGAUCAUCAUGAUGAACAAGUACGAGUGGUGAUCGAUGAUGAUGAUUUGACACAACGAUCGUCGGGUCGUCAUGAUUCUCACACCACAACUCUUCGAUGUAACAACAACACAUUAGGUGACUUGCCAUUUGAAAUGCUCUUUCACAUUCUCACAUUUCUUCCUCAUCACGAAGAUCUCACUCAUGAAUAUGAAAAGUAUUGGAGUUGUAGAGAGAGAUGUAUGAGAAAACUUCAUGCAGAAUCGAAAAAGUAUUCCACAUCAUCAUCAUCAUCAUCGAAUUCAUGGAGACAACGUUUUGUUCGGAAUUUGAUUGAAUCCACUCAACAACAAUUUGAUCAUCUAAAAAAGGAACCAGAGGUCAUGGUGGAUCCAAGCAAUGGUGGAAAUUCUCUGUUGAUUAAUAAUGCUCAUUUGAACAAUGGAUUUCCAAUGGUGUUGGUGGAUGAAGAGGAUCCAGGUGUAGAUCAUCAUCACCAACCAAUUGCUGCAUCAAUGACAAGUGGCAGCAGUGCUACACAUGGGUUGAUGGAUCUUCCAUCCAUCACUUCAAAAAAGUAUGGAAUCUUCUCCUUGUGCUUUGUGAAUAGUCACUUGUACUAUUCCUUGUUUAAGAAUGUACACUUUUGGAAAUUAAUUUGUGAGUUCUAUUUCAACUUGCCAAAAACAGAGAAUUCAGAGCCACCUAUCGAUAAAAAGACAUUGAUCAGUAUUUACGGAAAGGAACCAUUUGAACGAGAAGAUUCCCCAACCACCAUGUCAAAAAUUGUCAAACUUGGUGAUUGGCUUCAAACCAUGUUAAAUAUUUCCAACUCUUCAGAAUUGAACAUUCCUGACGAUCUUGGAAAUGAAUGGCAAGUUGUUUCAACAGGAGCUGUUCAAACCUCUGGAGCCAAUGCUUCUCUUUUCAUUAGCACCAAUAGCACUUGUUAUCAUCAAGAAUUGGCAUGUUGGCAAUACAGUUAUCACUAUUUACAUUGCAUUCCUGCAAGAUUUGAUCAAGACUCUCGAUACAUGUUACCCAUCUUCCAAAUGGUGACUAAACCAUCUUCUAUGGAAGAUCAGAGAGAUCUUGAACUGUCAGAUGUCAGUGAAUUGACCAAAAAGAGUUGCAUGUACAACACUUGCAUUCAGAGAUGCAUUGAAACAGAUAACAAAAAGUCACCCAAUGAUUAUCGAUGGAGAAAUGCAACCACUUCAAGAACUUUUUCACCAAAUAAUUUGUAUUACUUUGAAUUUUAUGUUGAAAAGAUUGGUGGUAUUAAUUUGGGUGUUGGUUUAGUUCCUAAUAUUCAUUUUACUGCUCCUGAAGGAUCCAAUCCAAAUAAUAUACCAAAAGAUUUCAAUCCUACUCAUUUUGAUAAUUAUAUUUGGCCAUCUGGAAGUUGUCACCACUGUUUUGAAAUUAACAACCAACGAUACUACUCUGGAGAUGUUGUUGGAAUGCUUGUCGAUUAUAGUUACUCUGAAAAGAAUGUUUUGAAAAUUCACUUUUGUCACAAUUGGCACAAGAAGGAUAAGAGAAGAGAUUUAUUUAACAAAUUGAAAAAGAUUCGAGAGAUUGAAACAAAAGAACAGUCACUGUUCUCACUCGAAAGUGUGGAGGAUGAGUUGUGUGCCUUCAUUCUUGAUGAUGAAAUUAAGGAAUUGCAAUCGAAGGCUCAGAAUAUUACGACUUCCACUACUGAGGAUGAAGAAGAUAUUCAUUAUCCAUUUAAGGAAAAUCAAAUGAGACUCAUUUACUUUACCGAUGACAUGCAAACUCAAUUUCCUGAAUGUGUUAUUAGUGAAGGAAGAAAUGAAUUGAUUUCCUUCAUGAAAGUCAAUAGUAAGGAUCAAAACCAUGUGAACACUUGUCCUUCCAAACGAAAGGAUGUGAAAAUUGACGUUCAAUCUCAGAGACCAACUCCAAGCAAGAAAGAACUCCUUCUACCUGAUUUUAAAUUAUGUGUCACAACGUAUGACAAGGACGAUUCUGUUUCAUUGAUUCGUCCAUCUCAACCUUAUCCUCCAUUGUAUUAUCAUCUCCAAAGGAAAGGCAGAUACGGCAAACAAGAUUUUAUGAAAUCCUUGCAUGAAGAACAAUUUUCAGAAUAUGAAAAGAAAGAACUUCGAAAACUCUUAAUCGAUGCCAUUAAUGAUUAUCACUCUCAAUGUAAAACUGCAAGUGACAAUCAUGCUCAACUCCAUACCACCUCUUCGACGAGUACUGCCAAUACUUCUUCCACUACCACCGCUUCUGAUAAGAGUAACAAGUGUAUCAUUAUGUAA
Molecule: messenger RNA, 2925 nt
Organism: Naegleria fowleri
Lineage: Eukaryota; Heterolobosea; Eutetramitea; Acrasida; Naegleriidae
Exons: 1
Coding region: 1-2925 (974 amino acids)
Source: RefSeq, a predicted model, not a curated record